Molecule: messenger RNA, 4363 nt
Organism: Hypanus sabinus (Atlantic stingray)
Lineage: Eukaryota; Metazoa; Chordata; Chondrichthyes; Myliobatiformes; Dasyatidae
Product: thimet oligopeptidase-like
Exons: 12
Coding region: 147-2216 (689 amino acids)
Biological process (GO): proteolysis; peptide metabolic process
Cellular component (GO): mitochondrial intermembrane space
Molecular function (GO): metalloendopeptidase activity
Source: RefSeq, a predicted model, not a curated record
UGGCAUCGUCGGUUGGAGAGAGUCCACGUUUGAAUCACUGGCGUGUUGGUGAUUUGAGUGUGAAGUAUUGGUGCUAGAGUUUAUUGGAAUUCCAUCGUGGUACCAAUAUAUAUUGAUAUUGUAGUUCAAUAAAAUAUAAGAUCGGCAUGUCUCCCGUCGGUAAAAUGCUAAUCAGCGGGACAGGAGAGCCCGCAGGCCCGAACCGACUGCGCUGGAAUCUGAGCAAACAGCAAAUCGAGGAGGAGGCCCAGGCCAUAAUGUGCAGGACGAAGCAGGUGUACGAUCGCGUCGGCUCGCUCGACCUGGCCGAGGUGACCUACGAGAAUACGCUGAAGGAACUGGCCGACAUUGAGGUGGAAUACACAGUUCAGAGGAAUAUUCUUGACUUCCCACAACAUGUUUCUCCUUGCAAAGAAGUUCGGGCUGCAAGCACUGAGGCAGAUAAACGGUUAUCUGAAUUUGAUGUGGAGAUGAGCAUGAGAGAAGACGUUUACCAGAGAAUUGUUGCUCUUCAGGAUAAAUGUCAAGCUGAAGAUCUACGGCCAGAAGCUAAGCGCUACAUGGAAAGACUGUUGAAAUUAGGAAAAAGAAAUGGACUCCAUUUGUGUAAAGAGAAGCAAGAGGAGAUCAAAGCUAUCAAGAAGAAAAUCAGUACUUUAUGCAUAGACUUCUGCAAGAACCUGAAUGAGAAUACCACGUGCCUGGAGUUUACACAGGAUGAACUCGGUGGUCUCCCUGAUGACUUUAUCAGUGGUUUGGAGAAAACAGAAACUGGGAAGCUAAAGGUGACACUAAAAUAUCCACAUUAUUUUCCCUUAAUGAAGAAGUGUUAUGUCCCAGAAACCAGGAAGAAGAUGGAGCAAGCCUUCAACUCCCGUUGUAUGAAGGACAACACAGAUAUCCUUAAGGAAGUGGUGGCACUUCGUAAAAAGAAAUCGGCCCUCCUGAACUUCAAGACCCACUCAGAUUUUGUGCUAGAAAUGAACAUGGCUAAGAACAGCAAGAAUGUCACUGUCUUUCUUGAUGAACUAGCAAGGAAACUAAAACCACUUGCUGACGAGGAAAGGGCAGUUAUCUUGGACCUGAAGAAGGAAGAAUGUGCAAAGCGACAACUGGAUUUUGAUGAUAUUAUAAAUGCCUGGGAUCUACGGUACUACAUGAACCAGGUGGAGGAGGUGAAGUAUUGUGUGGACCAGAACCUGCUGAAGGAGUAUUUUCCCAUGGAAGUGGUAACAACUGGCCUGAUGAGUAUCUAUCAGGAACUGCUAGGAUUGACCUUCGAGCUUGUUGAGAAUGAACCUGUAUGGCACGAGGAUGUAAAGUUGUACUCUGUGAAAGACAAGGCAUCUGGAGAGCUGUUGGGACAAUUCUACUUAGAUUUGUACCCAAGGGAAGGGAAAUAUGGACAUGCUGCCUGUUUUGGACUUCAGCCAGGCUGCUUAUUACCAGAUAAUACAAGGCAAAUCACAGUAGCUGCUAUGGUCGCAAACUUCACUAAGCCAACUCCCAGUGCUCCAUCUUUACUUCAGCACGAUGAGGUUGAAACCUACUUCCAUGAGUUUGGUCAUGUGAUGCAUCAAAUCUGCUCCCAGGCUGAAUUUGCCAUGUUCAGUGGAACACAUGUUGAGCGAGAUUUUGUGGAGGCUCCCUCUCAGAUGUUGGAGAACUGGGUUUGGGAAAAGGAGCCCUUACUCCGGAUGUCUAGGCACUACAAGGAUGGGAGUAUGAUCCCACAAGUUCUUCUGGACAAGCUCAUUAAAUCCAGACUAGCUAACGCUGGCCUCUUCAACUUAAGACAAAUAAUUUUGGCAAAAGUUGAUCAGUCACUGCACAUGAGCUCGAAUACAGAAAUUGAUGCCAAGGAAGAGUAUGCCAGAUUAUGUAAGGAGAUACUGUGUGUUCCAGCAUCACCAGAAACUAAUAUGCCAGCCACAUUUGGACACCUAGUCGGGGGUUACGAUGCCCAGUAUUAUGGUUAUCUCUGGAGUGAGGUUUACUCAAUGGACAUGUUCUACACCCGAUUUCGACAGGAAGGCAUCAUGAGCUCAAAGGUCGGAAUAGAUUAUCGCAAUUGUAUUCUUAAACCAGGUGGUUCAAUGGAUGCUGAGGACAUGCUGAAAUGUUUUUUGGGCCGUGAGCCUAAACAAGAAGCCUUUCUUCUGAGCAAAGGGCUGAGAGUAGAUAUCGAGAAGCAGUCUGCACCUUCAGCCUGUUGAGAUUGUUUCACUGUACAUCAUGUACACCUUCCACUAUGGCACAGUAGAUGAACUGCUCUCCAGAUGGAUUUUUUUUCAUAUAUGUGUUGUUCAACUGCAGCCUGCUAAUAGGUUAACCAGAACUUGCCGAGUUCUAGCAGAACCCUUCUAAUGAAACAAGGUACACUAAAACUUGUGUGGGGAAAAAUUCAAUUGUAAUCGCUCCAUAGAGAAAGGAGAACCAAACAUGAGCCCUUUUCUCAUAAAUGAACUUUUUACCGCAGUCUCUCCUUGUUUACCUAGAAAGAGUAAAAUUGUCUGAAGCUGUUGCUCUGGAUCAGUGGCACUAGUUCAAUUAUGUGAGGGUAUCGUCCAAAAAGUUAGACUAGUCUUAGAUUGAUUGAGCUGCAGAGUAAUAGGAUAGUUUGCCAUUUUUCACUACCUAACACAUGAUGUGUACCCAGUUCAAAACUUCAAAAAUCAAUUGCCACCUUCUAGAGAAGAUGAUAAUUUUCAUCUUUCAAAAAGAAAAUAAAUCAAUUAUGUGAUUCGAUCAGAGUAUAAAUCUUACUACAAUAGAGAGGAAAUGUUCAUGGCAAUGUGCUUAUUUUUUCGUAUUUUUCUUUCCACAAAAUGUAUCUGGUGAUUGCCUACAGUAGUUGGCACAAAGAUUCAGGAAAUUUUUCAAUUUGGGCUCAGUUGAGGUCAACCAAUGUGACUAUAUUGGGUUUUCUCAUUUGAUUUAAGGAAAGAUGUAGUGAUGUGGGGGCACCCUUGCUCUCCAAAGUUGUCCAACAACCUUAUUUGAAGAUUUGUUCCAUGAGUGAUGAGCGAAGUACAUCUGCCAUAUGUGGAAUUUUACCUAAGGAUAACAAAAGUAGAACAUUAAAGAAUGAAUAUAAUAUUGUUUUAUGGUGCAUUAGAUUACUUUUCACUUUUGUCCCAGUGCAUCUGAUGCUGGGAUACUUAAGUAUCUAAACUUUUAGUGUGAAAUAUAGUAUUACUAGAGUAUGGAUAUGCCUUUUUUUUUGUGUGGGAAAGAAUAACAUUUCAAAAGCUCAUUAUGAAAAGGUCCUUGAUUAGAAACAUGGCAUCUGGACAGUGCCCCCUUCCUGUGUUCGCUGAGGUAAAAGCUAUCGAUGUUGAAUAGGAAUGUCUCUCUGAAAGCCUUGUACUCUUCCUACUUGUUCUUGUGGCUCUACAGGCUCUGUGCCAUGGCUCCCAGGUCUCCAUGCAGUUCUUUCUCUGUCUUAAUGUGGGUAGUUUGCAGAGCACAGCACACACCAUGAUGAAAUCUCCACACCUCUUUUCCUAAAACAAGUCUCAUUCUUUCUUUCCAGCAGAGCAGGGUUAUAUAAUGAUAGAAGGGUAUUUUCUGUCAGUUUGUUCUUGUACUGAAUACUGCUUGGAUUCUGGACAUUUAACCUGCAAUAUUUUCUUACUGGUUAUUAAGUACAUCACUGUCAAACCAAGAUCUAAUGAGAUCUUCCAGUUAGUGUACUGCAGCUUAAGCCCUUGAGCUGCUGGGGCUUCUAGUACAAAGGAGUAUGAAUAAUCAUUUGGCAGAACUGAGCACCAGUACUGUGAAAAUUCAUAAAAAGGGUUUCUUGUGUAAGGUGGAGAUAAAGCAGGAAUUUAUUUUCUUCAAUAAAUUGACGUUACUUUUAGCAAUGAAAGUCUGUCAAUGUCAAACAGAUUACUGCCUAAUAUUUGACAAAAAUAUAACACGACAAAAUUGCCCCUUGUUUUGAAAGUGGCACAGCCUUCAGUUUCAACAUUUGUAAUUGCAAGCACUGUCUUGGACCAUGAUGGCUAAUGUUUGGUGGAGGAAUUAAGAUCUGAUACUAUGAUUUUCUGUACUUUCAAUAGUAUCUGGGGUCAAAGGUUGAUUACUGCAUGUCAAGGUUGCUCUUGAGUGACUUUACCACUCAUUCUGCCCAAAUCUUUAUCUCAAAAGACCAUAUCUUUUAUUCUCUUACUUUGUAGUUCUCUCUUGCAUGAUCAAACUAAAUUGUAACAUUAUCCUUUAACCCUACAGUUUUUAAGCAUUGCUAAUGAUGUUAUCAGUAUGAAAAGAGUUGGCGGUUAAGUAACUUAACAAAAUAAGUGUAACAAAGGCAUUUCUUAAAUCUAGAAAAUUCAUACUAAAUAAAGGGAGUUGCAGUGAU